Trichoderma atroviride IMI 206040 is the source of this 4489-nucleotide messenger RNA. RefSeq lists its product as uncharacterized. Gene Ontology annotation, cellular component: tRNA methyltransferase complex. Lineage: Eukaryota; Fungi; Ascomycota; Sordariomycetes; Hypocreales; Hypocreaceae. The record is from RefSeq and is a predicted model, not a curated record. Gene Ontology annotation, biological process: RNA (guanine-N7)-methylation; tRNA methylation. Gene Ontology annotation, molecular function: tRNA (guanine(46)-N7)-methyltransferase activity.
AUGGGUAGCCAAUCAAAUAAGAAAGAGAGGCGAGACAGGUUUCGCGAAAAAAGAGGUCAAGAUGGCGUUGUCCUGUUGCCCAGAAAAAAGCUUUAUCGCCAGAGAGCACAUGCAAACCCUUUCUCAGACCACCUAUUAGAGUACCCGAUUUCUCCCGAGCACAUGGACUGGUCAUCAUAUUAUCCUGCUUAUGUAGACGAGGAAGCGCCGAAAGAGGAUUCUAUGCCUCCAAGGAUGAAGCAGGAUGUUGAGAUUGUCGACAUAGGAUGUGGCUUUGGAGGCCUGCUCGUCGGCCUUGCUCCUAUUUUUCCAGAAAAGCUCAUUCUUGGCUUAGAGAUCCGCACUACAGUAACACAGUUUGUCCAGGAAAAGAUAUGGGCUCUGCGGGCACAAAGCUCCGGGGCACUUUACCAGAACGCAGCUUGCAUCCGUGCAAAUACCAUGAAGUUUCUGCCCAACUUUUUCAAGAAGAGCCAGCUGAGCAAAAUCUUUAUAUGCUUCCCCGAUCCACACUUCAAGACAAAAAAGCACAAGGCGCGAAUUGUCUCAGUAACUCUCAAUUCUGAGUACGCUUACGCACUGCGCCCCGGCGGCAUUGUCUACACAAUCACUGAUGUCGAGGCUCUACACGAGUGGAUGGUGGAACAUCUCAACGCUCACCCUUCGUUCGAGCGGGUUAGCAAGGAGGAGGAAGAGAAUGAUGAGUGCGUCAAGAUUAUGCUGAAUGAAACGGAGGAGGGCAAGAAAGUGGAGCGAAACAAGGGACAGAAGUUCGUAGCCUUGUUCCGCCGCAUUGAAGAUCCUCCCUACUGCUGCUACUACGACGCUAUAUGUGCUACUGUGCCCUCGCUCACCGUGUCUUUCAACAAUGAUGCCCAGCAGGCGACUAUGGCCCUGAAGCGAAGAGAUGCAGUGCUUGCUGGAGUGGCCUACUUCGUUGCCUGGGGCUAUGCCGUGAGCUGCUUCUCGACGCUGCGCUGGGUUGGCUAUGCCUUCGUGGGCGGUAUCGUCAUCACUGUCGUCUCACUCAUCGCCGCUCUGGUCUUGGCCACGCAGAACCCUCACGAUGGCGAUCGAAAGGCGCUGCCGACGAGAGUGGCAUUUCUCAGCUCGCGGAGAUGGCGCACCGAGGCGGAAGCACUGCGGAAACGACAGGUCUACAACAAGGAGCCCUUUGACGCCAGCGCCCCCCAAGCAUCUCAAGCUCUCGAUGAGCUUCUCAACCUGAUUCUCCGCGAUUUCGUACGCUCGUGGUAUUCUCACAUCAGCAGUAAUCCGACAUUCGAAAACGAGGUGGACAAGGCCAUCCGACAAGCACUCCUAAGCCUGGUUGAUUCACUCCGCAACAAAGACUUUGCUGACCUCGUUACGAGCCGUUUCGUGCCCAUGUUGACUGCUCAUUUUCAUGAUUUUUACGAAGCCGAGAAAUCAGUGCGAGGAAGAAAGCUAAACCGCUCUGUUACGGAGUCUGAAGAGCUGGACCUUGCAAUUGCGUCCAAAUUCAGGGACGGCCGACUACACCCAGCUGCUUCCUUGUCUUUUCCCGACACCAAGAUGGUUCAACAAGAUUAUUUACGAUCAUUAGUGGGACGGCUUUUGACCAAGAUUCUUCCCAAAAAGAUGCUGUCUAGUCGAGCCGUUUCCAUCAUCGUGAGAGAGAUUGUAGGAUGCGCAGUCUUGUUUCCCGUCGUUCAGCUACUCGGCGAUCCUGAUACGUGGAAUCAGCUGAUAGAGAACUUUGGUCGCUCAACGCUUCAAGAUAGGUCCACUGUUCGCAAGCUCAGAGCCGCCCUGGAUCAGCAUGCCUCUCCUACGCCAAGAUCUAGUAAGCUAACCAUGGCGCCGCGGCUGGCCCCGGCAGAUAAUGAGCGCAAGUUCGAAAAGUUCAUUCGGGCCAUCCGCAGGGUCAAUAACUUGUCUGACGCACGGCGAUUCCGCAGCGAAGUUGCCAGCCAGCUCAAACGUGAUUCUUUGCAGGAGAACCAGGAUCCAGUCUAUCUGCGUCGAUUGGAAAUGGGAAAGCGGCUUCUCGAAGAGAGGGUACACCACCUGGCUGCGGGAGGGAACCGUCAUUCGCCUCUGCCAACCGCCCCUGCACCACCCAGCUCUACUUCGAAGCUGGAGAAUGCAUCCCUCGUAGAGCUGUUGCGAGAUCCGGCAGGUUUAUCAUAUUUUAUGGAAUACAUGGACCGCCAGCGUUUGAUGCCUUUGGUUCAGUUCUGGUUAGUUGUUGAUGGUUUUCGAAACCCCUUGGAGGAUGACGGCCAGGACGAUGAACUUCCGUCUACAUUGCCUAUGUGGACAGACUCGGACCGCCUCGACUUGUUACAGAUUCAUCAAUCAUACCUAUCCAAGCCGGAACUCGACGUACCGGACGGGUCCAAAAAGGCUGUCAAGGAGUUUCUUCAGGCGGGAAUAUCUGCUACGCCUGCUCAAUAUUUCAAAGCCAGAAGAGCAAUCUUGAAAGCUCAAAGUGGGGUAUUGGAGACUAUGAGCUCUCGGUAUUUUGAUGGAUUCAGAAAAUCGGAUCUGUAUUACAAGUGCGUUGCAUCACAAGAGAUGUCCCGUGCCACUGUGCAGCCUCCGCCGCCAUCCCACCAAGGUCCUUCCAUGUCAAGCCGGACCCAGUCAUAUCAGUCUAUUAAAACAAAGCCCAUGGCGCGAUUUGCUCCAUUGGCUGCCGGGCCAUCUAGGCGACUUUCUGGUUCGAUUUCUGAUCUCCGAUCUGCGAAUACUAAUGGUAACGGCUCGGAUCCAUUGACCUCUCCACGGAGGUCACUCGACGAUGGCCGGACGACGAACCCCCUCUUUGACGACGAUGACUUGGAUAUUGGAAUGAUGGACUCGGUACAGAGCUUGGAUCAGGACUUGUCACGGCAGCAAACACCUGACAAGCAAGUUGUGCAGGCUGUUGAGCAGGCUUUGACAAAUAUUUUGGAAGACGACAGACCGCAGACUGCUGAAGAUCUGCGAGCCUCGUUGUUUGAUAAUGAAGAUAACAUGUCGAGCUUGUUUUCUAAUGAUGUUGACUCUAAUCGAGGUUCAUUUGACGCUGGGAAGCCUCCGCUGCCGGCAAAAGAGGCUGGUAAGCCCACUCUGUCGUCACUGGGGCUUGUCAGUGCCGCAUCUCGAAUCGGCGUAUUCGUAGACGAUGACCUUUUUGGAGACGAUCAUAAAUAUUUGUCAGAUGAUGGCGGCGAUGUGGACGAGGAAGCGCAGUCGGAUGAAGAAGAUGAAAUCCACGAAGCCGCCCCGGGAGAUUUGGGGCUGGCAGAAGCCAUCACAGCGCUGACAAACGAUAUCGAUCGCUUAGUAGCGCAAGAUGCAGUUAUAGACUCUUUGACAAAGAAGGCAGAGCUCACCAACAACGCAGCAGAGCUGCGGAUUCUGAAAAAAUCCAGGACAAGCCUACAGAGAGAGAUUAGGCGCAAGGAGCUCCAGCGACAGCAGUACGUGAUACAGGAAAGCGACAAUAGUCUCUACGGACGGUCUGAGAUCAAGAUCAAGUCCAUCCAAGUGGGGCGAGAAGAUGAUGGUCGAGAAUUUGCUUUGUACGUCAUCGAGGUUCAUCGGGAUGCAGGCGAGCAGAUGCCGGCGUCGUCCUGGGCCAUGAUGAGAAGAUAUAGUGAAUUCCACGAGCUACACCAGAAGCUGCGGUCAAGGUAUCCUUCAGUACGACACUUGGAUUUUCCCAGACGCCGCGUCGUGAUGAAGUUCCAGAGCGAUUUUCUUCGUAAAAGGCGGACAGCCUUGGAGAAAUACCUACGUGAGCUCCUACUUCUACCUGAGGUGUGUCGCAGUCGCGAACUACGAGCUUUUCUAUCGCAAAGUGCUAUAACGUCUGGCGAGGACGCGAUGGACCGAGAGAACAAGAAGGAUAUGAUGACUCGCUUGUAUGAUUCGGUCGCUGAUGGCAUGGAAGACAUCCUGGGCAAUAUCCCAGUACUACCUCAGCUGUCGGUUGCGGGGCAGAACAUCAUUUCGGCGGCAACGAACCAGCUCAAUACGAUGCCGCUCAACGUUAGUGAAGAAAAUUUCCCUGCUGCAGAGGCAGAGGCAGAGCUAGAUGCGUUUGAGAACAAGGAGCUGGAGCCGUUCAUCAAGCCUAUUUGCGAUAUAUUUCUCGAAGUCUUUGAGCUCAACAAAGGGAACAACUGGCUGCGAGGGAGAGCAGUUGUGGUGGUAUUACAGCAAUUACUUGGCGGGACAAUCGAAAAGAGGGUACGUGAAAACAUCAAAAUGGCAGUACAGGAGGAAUCGCUCCUACGAUAUAUGGGCAUGCUGCGAAGCGCACUAUGGCCAGAGGGAGAGCAGCCUCGGGAUCGAAAACCACGCACCACGGCAGAAAAGAAGAAGACACGAACAGAAGCCAGCCUGAUGCUGGCGACCCUGGUACCGGACCUAGCGGGAAAUGUUGUAGGACGGGUCAAUGCUCAGGCGGCAAGCCGACGCCUCUUUGCAACGUUUAAUAACUCUAGGCUCAAGUAGG